AUGACCUUCGCCUACCCACGCAACACGGGCGCUUCUUCCCUUCCCUCCUUCAACCAAUCGAAGUCGUCGAGAUCGUCAAAUAUCCUCAGUCGCGUAUGGGACGGCAUUCCCCCGCAGGCAAAACAAUGGCUUCCCGGGAGUCUCAGCCGGGGAAUUGGCAGAAAUCGGGAUAGUGAGGGGAUAAAGAUAACGGCUAUCAAUCUUGUCAAACGUAUCUUUACGAUAUCCAAUGCCAUUAUUUUGCUGUGGGUAUUCUCGAUUCGGUGGGGUGAACGGACGGUAUUCCAGGACAGCAUUAAUAAAUGCCUUUGGGAGAACUGGGAGGAAUGGCCUCAAGGCGCCACCCCACAUCAUAUUGCUUUUGUCGCCGACCCCCAACUCGUUGAUCCCCACACUUACCCCGGUCGACCAUGGCCUCUGUCGACGUUGACGGUCAAAUACACAGACCAAUUCAUGCGACGGUCAUUCUCCUUGAUACAAGAUCACCUGGAACCGGACUCAGUGCUGUUUCUUGGCGACCUUUUCGACGGCGGCAGAGAAUGGGCCACGGCUACAAGUAGCAGCCCCGAAACGCGGUGGAAGAAGUAUAAAGACUCCUUUUGGAAGAAGGAGUAUAGGCGAUUUAUUAAAAUUUUCGUGGACCCUUGGGUGAAAUUAGUGAAGCCACCUGUCGAUGGACGAGGGCGCAGAAUGAUUGCUAGUCUACCUGGCAAUCAUGAUCUUGGGUUCGGUAACGGCAUCCAGGAACCAGUCCGUGAUCGAUUCCAGUCCUUCUUUGGUAACCCCAACCGCGUCGAUGUUAUCGGGAACCAUACUUUCGUUUCGGUGGACACUCCUUCGCUGAGCGCGAUGGACCAACCCGAUCCAUUGACGGGCAGUUCUCCCACAGCUAGCGAUGAAAACCGUUCCCUCCGCCCGAUCUGGAAAGACGCGGAUGACUUCCUGGAUAAAAUGGCUAUCCACAAGGCGAAGGCGGAAACCGAAGAGCUGCGAAUGCUGCAGAACCAGACUGAGGGGCCCGCCAUCCACCAUAAGGCUCAGCCAGCAGGCGUCGGCUUUCCCACUAUUAUUCUCACACACGUCCCUCUCUACCGCAAGCCAGCUACCCCCUGUGGUCCUCUCCGUGAACGCUACCCGCCGGCUUCACUGGACGAAGAACUGGCAGAGGACGAGCCUAAUUCUCUACGAAUUGCUGGAGGCUAUCAGUACCAGAAUGUCCUAACCCAAACCGUUUCCACGGAACUGGUUUCGAAGGCAGGACCCAACGUAGUCCAGGUGUAUUCCGGCGACGACCAUGACUACUGUGAAGUGUCUCAUCGGGAAUUCAACGGCUCGCCCAAUGAAAUAACCGUCAAAAGUUUUUCCUGGGCGAUGGGGGUCCGCCAACCGGGAUUCGUACUUACCAGUCUGUGGAAUCCAAUCGACCCUAAGACAGGCAAGGCCAUCCAAGAUGGAUCACCACCUACUAUCCAAAACCGCCUUUGCAUCCUCCCAGACCAAUUGGGGAUCUUCAUCUACUACCUCACCAUCCUAGGCCUCAGCGUCUCCAUCCUCCUUCUCCGUUCUAUCUACCGCGUCCUCUACACCCCAGAACCAUCCCCAGCCGGUGCCAUUCUCCCCCUCUCCGAGCGGCGUUCCCUCCCACACCAGUACCACACCUCCGGUGCGUCGAGCUCUACUCUCUCAUCGGUGGGUGGUUUAGCCAGCCGCAAUGGCAUGGCAGCCUCCACCCGCUACCCCGGCACUAAAUCCCCGCAAGAUGCUUAUCGGGGUACAGACGAGGAUUUUGGGACUGUUACCUCAAAGGACAAGGCUGCAUGGCGCCCCGCCUCGGCUACCCGCCCCCGCUCGACGGUAUCUCUCAUCGUCCGGGAUCUGUACCACUCCGUCAAGUUUGUGGUGCAAGUAGUGCUGACUGUGUAUUUCAUCCUGAUCUGGCGCUGGUAG
Messenger RNA from Penicillium mononematosum, 1947 nucleotides. Its product is annotated as putative manganese ion homeostasis (Fr). Bases 1 to 1947 code for a protein of 648 amino acids. Lineage: Eukaryota; Fungi; Ascomycota; Eurotiomycetes; Eurotiales; Aspergillaceae. Gene Ontology annotation, biological process: GPI anchor biosynthetic process. The record is from RefSeq and is a predicted model, not a curated record. The transcript has 3 exons. Gene Ontology annotation, cellular component: endoplasmic reticulum. Gene Ontology annotation, molecular function: hydrolase activity.